UGCAUGCUGAUGACAAUUAAAGGCUGUCAACAGUUUGAAUAUAUGGGCGUUCAGCGUAGUUUCUUGAAUUCCCUGUACUACAAUAAGGCAAAUAUAUUUCUUAAUCCGGAAGCCUAUGUCAGGGAUAUUGUGAGACUUCGAAUGUUACCGCAAUUUCAUAAUGUCGAACCGCACUGGUCACUCUCCAAGCUCGAAAUGUACGAGCUGAUUAUGUCAAUGGGACUGGAACAGGAUCGUAUGUGGCUGCUGAAGAGCUGCGCCCGCAGCUGCUUGGACGGCAGCUUGCUGUGCAAUAUGAUGAGCUCGACAAAGCUGUCGUUGUCCGUGAUAACCAAUUGGAUUGUGAGGCGCGCCAGGCAUAUCAAGCAACGUUGCGCGGAUCUAUGCGAGGGCAUCUUUGACUGUGGUGCCUAUGCGCUGGAAGAGCGCGAACGCAAAGAGAUGCAGCAUCUGAACAAUCAGCUCCUCAGGCUGUCCGAAGUGCAGCACUUGCUCGUAAAGCUCACCAAGGCUCGUUUGAAUCUAGAGCUAGUCGAUGAUUUGGAAUUUACACAGAAUACCCUGAAGGUUCUAUAUGAUUAUCAGCGCAUACUCCACUGGCUUAUCGAAAGCGGCAUCUUGCCGGAGAGUAGCCAGGAACAGCAGCAGUCGAUGCCAUCGAUACGACGCGACUAUGACAAGCGACGAGCUCAACUGAAACGUUCCGCAAAACACAAUGCCAAGCUCUACGUAGACGAGCUGAUGCACCAAUAUGGAUUCCAGGCUGAACUGAAGAAGCUUAAUGAGGAUAGACUCUACCCGCCCCAGUCGCUGCAAACCCUGAUGCGUUUAAUGUUGCUGCAGGACUUCAACUUGGAGCAGAAGCACGAGCUUAUGCUAUAUCUAAUUUUAGAUUUGGAUCAGUUCUACAAGAGCGGUGAGCACGAAUUGUACAAGGAUUUCGCCGAGUCAUUUGGCCUAGCCGAGCCAUUUGUGAAGUGUGUGCGCUCCUUUUGGUUUCUGGACAAGGGCGAUCAUGAGACGGCACUCGAUAUUUUGUAUAGGGGACGCACUGGACGUGGCGUCUAUACCGAAUGGCAGACAAAGCAUUUGAUCGAAACGCUGCUCCAUUACAAUGCGAAUGCGGAGGCAUUGCAAGUGGUGAAUAUGCCGCCCGGAUAUGUUUCCUCUGAGCUUAAGCUGCAGGUGCUCUUGGCCAACAAUAAUAUACCGGAAGCAUUCCAUCAUGCGCGGUUCUGCAUGGACAAGGAUGGUCGUCCGUUGCUGGAGCAUUUUUUUCAGCAUUGCAUCGUGGAAGGCAAAUUCAAUGUCCUGGCCACUCUCUGUUUGCGCGACAAUGAGGAGCAGCUCGUCUAUCGCCAGCUGCGACAGUGCAAGACCCGCGCCGCCGACUGCAUUCAAUUGAUUCUGCUGCUCAAGCGCUGCAAGUAUAUCGAAGCGGUUUCCUUUAUGGACGAGGUGGCCGCAGAGCGGGAACUGAGCGACGAGACAAGUGGCAUCCUGACCGCCUACCGGACAACCAUGGCGCCCGUCACCCAAUCCAUAGCGGGCUCAUAUUUCCGCGUACGCAACAGGCUGAAUGGGAAUCACUUUACGAAUUUCUCGCCGGAGCCAUUCAGCUGUCAGCUGGCUAAGCAGCUUGCCAACGGUCACAUGGGCGACAUAUUCCAGAGCUCCGCUAUGAGCGCCCACUGGGCGACGCGCCACCCCAACGAUCCAAGUUUCUUUAGAUUGGACAGCCGCAAUAUACCUUUUCUGCGCAGUGCUUCGAAGGCGCUUAAGGAGUUGCCACAGCUGCACCGGUAUGUGCGUCCGACACCAUACCAAUGCGCCGAGAAGCGUCUCUAUCCGUGCUCCACUCCCGGAACGUUGGGCCCGCAAUCUAAGCGGCGCCGCCUACUGGUCGAAGAUGAAACAGUUCCCAAUUUUCCCCACUCAUCGCAUGAGGAAUACGAUCUGAUGUAUGAAGAUAACGCAAUGAAUAUGGAUCUGCAUAGUUUGCGCGUGGCCAAUGAUUUGCUGCAUCCGCCCAGCUAUCUGUUAACCAAAUCCGAAGCUGACGCGGCAACGAGCAUAACGCAGGGGCAGCGUCCCACCAUACUGAAGAGCCGUUUGCUUCGACGCCAGCCAAUGCAGCGUCCAAACUUUAGCUUCCUGCCGCCCAUACCGCUGGACAAGACAAUGCAGGAUGUGGAAAUGAUGGAGAUGGAUGAGGAGGAACAGACGGUCUCGGACUUGGAUGGAGAUGAAAUAUUUGUGGAAAUUGAGCAACAAUUGGAGAGCUCCACCAGACCAGAAGCCGAGCCGGAGCAGCAACAACAUAACAGCUCGGACACUGAAUCCGAGUACAUGUCGCCGGUGGCCUCGGCGAAUGCUUCAUUUGCUUCAUUCAGUGGAUGCAAUCGGGAACAGCAACUGGAAUCGAAGCAGCAACCGGAACAGCAACAUGAACAGCAACAAGAACCUUCACGAUCAUUCACAAUGGCACCACCAACUGGUCCACAGCCACGCAGCUCAUUGAGCAGCGGCUUUGGCAGCUUCGCCACUGUACAAACGGGCAGUACAGCCGGAUCGCUGCAGCUGAAUGCAUUUCAGCCGCCUGUUUGCUCCUCGAAAAUGUUCGAGAGCACAUCGAGGGUGGUUAGCAGCACGUACCAGGUGAAGAUGUCGGAGCGAACGACCAUUUGCGGGGACAUCGAUGAGCCGAGCAGCUUGGCAACGGGUUGGUCCAUGCCAUCCGCCCUGGGGAAAACAGUCCACAUUGGUUCAUCGGCUGAUAGACCAAUGCUGCAAAUGCUGGACACGACGCUGGGCAUGUCCUCCUAUGAUAUGACAGCAAUGGAUGCCAUGGCCGAGCAGGAGACGGAGAGGGUAGGACAGAGAGAACCGGAGCCGGAGCCAGUGACAGAGCCAGAGCCAGAGGCAAAACCAGAGGCAGAUGCAGAACCAGAGGCGGAACCAGAACCAGAACUAGAACCGGAGCUGGAACCAGAACCAGAACUAGAACAGGAGCCGGAACCAGAGGCUGAAUCUAUUCCAUCACGUAAGCAAGCAAGUCCAUUGGCCUACAUAGAUCUAGAAGACGACGAAAAUGAAGCCGAAGUUGAAGCUGAAGUCGCAGCCGAAGUCGAAGCCGAAGCCGAAGGCGAUGAUGUGGAAGUAGAUGAGGAAGAGCUGGAAGUGGGCCACGAGGAGUUGGCACCAUUGCAACCACAUGAAUCACAGGUGGACGAAGAGGAUGAUGCCCGCGACGAUGUGGAGCAGCAGGAGCAAUGCACAUCGUCCAGCUUUGACCAGACAACUAUUCCACUCUCCUUCAAUCGUGGCUCGCCCAGCUAUAGCGUAAGCAGCGAACUCUCCGAUUUGUCCUCGCCACGCACGGAUGCGCCCGUUUAUUCAAUUGUGGUGGAGUCCACCAAUUCUAUUAGUGACUCACGUUCGCCCGCCUCCCAUACGCCCAACUCGUUUCUGCCCAGCGACACGAAUGUCUCCCAGAACUCCAGUCCGCGUGCUCAUGGUGUGGGCGGCGAGGGCGGCUCGAAUCGUUCGCUCUAUCGUGCAAACAGUUUGGAAACGGUGGAUGAUCUGGACACCACAAAGGGCUCCUUGGAGGAGGACGACGAUGUGGAUGAGGAGGAUGAGUGUGUCAUAGCGCUUGAUGGCACCGAGGUGCGCGGCUAUGUGGCGCGUGCCGAGCCUGUGGCUGCUUGCAACAGCGCCGAGUUGUUUGCCUUCAAGCAACAGGACGAAACGGAGCAGCAGGCCAACCAAGCGCCAUGUCCUUCAUUGGUCGCCACGGCUAACAGUGACUCAGUAAUGGCCUAUACCAUCAACUUGGACAGCGUGGACAGCGUAGAAGUGCAGCCGGCAGUGGCAACGGUUACCAGCAUUGGCGGCUCCAGCAAUGAUUCCGUGGCCACAGUUGCUUUCAGCGAGCACAAGGAUCAGCAGGACAAACAGGAUCAACAGCAAGAACAAGAGCAGGAGCCGGAGUUGCCAAUGAAUGUGGAUGAAGUUGAGGAAAAAGCAGUGGCACCUGCCCAAAGCGCUCUAGAUGUAGCUGAUUCAAUUGCCAUCAAUCUGGACUCCGACAUGGACUCGAAUCCCAGCCUGCUGGUGCUUUCCGAUAAGGAGGAAAUGGAUGUGGAAAUGAAGGACGAGGGCGAGAAGAAUAAUAAGCCGCUGGUCGAGACUGUGACUGUGAUUGACACUGAGACUGAGACUAAGGAACCGGAUCAGCCCUUGGAAAUUCAACAGCCCAUCCAAGUGGAUAGCGCCGAACAGUCCAUUCAUCUAGAUUCCGAUAAGGAGGUAGACGCCGAGGAGGAAAAUAAGUCCCAGGACAUUUCGCGACAGGUACUGCCGCGCACAAGAGGCUCACUCCGCAGCCUGAGUGGCACGCCGCCCUUGCAGCAGUGCAGGAUACGCCUUCGCAAUGAAAACCAUCGCAGAAGUGUAUCAUCCACUCGCAGUACACCAUCGCCCUCUCUACGCUCGCGUUUGCGCAGCGCCAGCAGCUCUGGAACGGUCGCCGAGGACCAGCUACCGGAGAACGAUGCGGAAACUUCACGUGGUACAACGGACAGUCCUGACCCAACCAAAUAUCCAGUAACCAAACGUCGUAGUCUGCGCGGCGGUUCCUUGCCCCCGAUUUCUACUGUGCCGGUGUCCACACCUAAGCGACGCCGGAAGCUGUUACCCCGUCCAAUGGAGGUGAUAGACGAGACUGCCGAAGCCCAGUCGUCAACGACACCGCGCACACGCUCGCGCAGGCAGCUCGGCCAGUCGACGGCCAGCGUUCCGGUCUUAGUAGCAGCUGAGCAGAAUGUGGAUAGCAAAACAUCGCAUAACAAGUUGCGGAGCAAUAGUGAGCCACCUUCGCCAAUAGUUGUUGCGGCUCCAGUCAAAGGCAGACGUCGCGUCAAACCCAGCAUAGAAGAGCCUCUGAAGAAGGAUGUUGCGCCAAGGAAUCUGCGCAGUCGACGCAGUACUACCGAGGCAGACGCGGAACAACCUACGACAUCUUCGUCAGCUCGAUCCACUGUCAGUGAUUCCAGUGUGCCCCUCAAGAAACGUGGACGGUCCAAGAAGUAGCCUAUACCACCCAUACAACAACACCAUAUAUAUUUUGCUAUAGUUGAUAGAAACAUUAUUUUUGCUUUUCUUUAAAUUUGUUUGGCUUGUUCAUUGAAUUCAAAUUGCCAGGAAGCGGCAAAGUUACAUAUACUGAAAUGUUAUCAAAGAAAAAGGAUGAAAAA
Molecule: messenger RNA, 5258 nt
Organism: Drosophila navojoa
Lineage: Eukaryota; Metazoa; Arthropoda; Insecta; Diptera; Drosophilidae
Gene: Elys
Product: AT hook containing transcription factor 1 homolog
Molecular function (GO): protein binding
Source: RefSeq, a predicted model, not a curated record